UAAAUUAAAAAUCGAUCGGCUAACUAGAAAUUAAUUAAUAAUAAAACAAAAGAUUAAAGUUUAAAAAAUAUGAUUUUUUAUUUUGAAGAACCUGAAAGCUCUUCUAAACAGAGUUAAGUAGUUUCAAUAAAUAUCGCAGAAGACAACUUUUCAUCAUAAAACAACAGCGAUGAAUGUAUGUAGACGUAUUAAUGCAAAAAAAGAAAAUAAAUUUAAAAAGAAGAAAGUAAUGUUUUAAAAAAAUAUAAACAUUAGAAUAAAAAUAUGAAGAAAGUGAUUUAUGGAAUAUAUCAUAUUAAUUAGUAGUUUUGCCAAGAUGAUUUUUAUAAGAAUUGUAAUAAUUUGUCUAUUUAGAAGAUGCUUGGUUCAUAAAAAUUGUUUUUUUUAGCUGGAGAUGUAUAUGUAGAGUUAUAAAAGGGAGAAAAUGAAAACAAAAAGCAAUUCUAUAACCAAAGUAGGAAUAUAUUAUAUGUAGAAAAAACAGAAUAUGGAAUAUAAAAAGAAUUAGAUAGCUUAAACGCUUAAAAGGACUUUAAACCUGUCAUAUACUACUUAGAAAAUUCGUAAGAUCUUGAUAGCUAUAACCUAGCAUAGUAUUUAAAGAUGUAAUCCUAAUUGUUGAGCAUGAUAAGUUAAUCAAUAUAAGAAGUUUAAAACUAUUAUUUGAAUGGUAUGAGUGACAUUGAAGAUAUAAUAAUACAAAGAAAUAUUUAUUUAAAAAACAUGAGAAAGAAGCUAAUUGAAAAAUAUUCUCACGAUGAUAAGUUUUUAUCGAUUUCAACAAUAAGUUUAUCAUUUAAAAAAUAGGCUUUUACAAUGUCUAAUAUAUUUUUUUCAAACUCUUUAAUGGCUCUUUUAGGAGGAGAUAAUGAUACUUCAAAUGAAUAUUUUAAAUAAGGAAUAUCUAACAUUUUUACCAGUGAAUCAAGGAAAAAAAUAAUGGAAAUAGGGAUGAAGGUGUAAUAAUAAAAUUUAGAAGAAUUAGAAAUUACCACUGAAGAUUUUGAGCUUUAGACAUUUGAUAAUUUUAAAAUAAGUUCUGAAAGAAAAGCGACAAUUAUUCCAAUUAAUUAUCCAGCUCAUUUAUAAUUUUAAAAUUUUCCUCUACUAAAUUAAAAAGAAAAAUUUAUUGUAUCUUAUUAUGAGUUUAGUUCAGAGAGUAUUUAAAACAUUCUGCUUAAAAGAGAGAGCUAAUUUGAAGACUUACCUUACUGCAAAGUAUUUCCUGAAAAUUAUUAGUAUUACAGUUAAGUUAGUACUGAUGAGGAUUAAAAAAGCAGCUCAGAAAGUUAGAAAUUCCUCAAAAAAUAUUAUGAGAAAUAAUUUAACAAAAUCUAAAAAUAAAAUAUUUUAAUUUGA
This is a messenger RNA of Tetrahymena thermophila SB210, 1359 nucleotides long. RefSeq lists its product as hypothetical. NCBI's taxonomy places the organism in Eukaryota, Ciliophora, Oligohymenophorea, Hymenostomatida, Tetrahymenidae. The transcript has a single exon. The record is from RefSeq and is a predicted model, not a curated record.